Molecule: messenger RNA, 2899 nt
Organism: Mercenaria mercenaria
Lineage: Eukaryota; Metazoa; Mollusca; Bivalvia; Venerida; Veneridae
Product: zinc finger protein 862-like
Exons: 4
Coding region: 1027-2568 (513 amino acids)
Source: RefSeq, a predicted model, not a curated record
CAGAAAUAUGCCACCAUAGUUAACAGAAUAUAUGAUUUUUAUAUUGAAGGCAUCAUAAAGUCAAUCCCCGUCAUAUAUCUAUCUACAUGUAUUUUCCGAUAGUGUCAAACCCCUCAUGGACACGGGGAGUAGACAUUUGAUGAUGCUCAGGAAUCUGACCUAUCAUAAAAGACAGGGUGUGCUUGUUACUAUCACUUAAAUAAAUUGUAACAAUAAUCUAUUCAAGAAACAAACAAAAAUGAAGGAAAACCCAGGUGUACACUAACAGUUGAUGCGGUAGUACCUGUAAGAAUAUCAUACAGUUACCUGAAUCAGUGGGGCACCUGAGAAUCAGUGUAUUUUCUUUAAGCAUAAUUAAGCUUUGUUUGAACAGGGAGUCACAUUACAUUUACAUCAUCAGUUUUUGCACUGGUUGUGACCAGGGAAUGGGUAAUGGAAUGGUAAUGGACAUAUUAUAUAUACCAAAGCGGGUCCCACAGCAGAGGUCGCGAAAGCCGUCGGACAUGUCCGGUAAAUUUUGAUCCGGUCCGACGUGAUAUAUCAAGUUCACAAGACCGAGUGUCCGAUAAAAAUUGCAGGUAAAUACAAAAAUUACAGGUCAAUAUGAUAAAAUAAGAAGAAAGUUCUCCACGACUUCGCAAAAGUUUGAACAAAAAAAAACUUACUUUCAUUAUAACAUGGAAUCCCGAGAAAUUGUUGUCGAAAUAUAUUUUAGUAAGCGCUUGUUUGAUUGGUCCUUAAAAUAGAAACAGUGGAAACCUCUUACGACGUCACAACAAUUUUAAGAACGCGCGUAUCACUGGAUGCGUUGUUCCGACUAAUCGUGGAUGGUACUCGAUUUAUGUACGCAUUCAAUUUUUCUAGCAACAGCGCGAGAACCAGGCGGGAAUUUCCAGAAAUUUCGAGGUCAUCUUUCAAUGUCAACAUCAACGUGACAUUCGGUGUUUGUCAGCGGAGCGAGGAAGAAAAAGGUGAUUUCGAUUUCAUACUAUUCGUUUUUGUUGUUAAAAUUUAUUUUUAAUAAACAUGUUAUCAAAUUUGAAGUACUUUGAUGGUGCAAAGCCUGGUCUUAAACGGAAAACGAACCCCACGGCCGAGGAUGUAAAAUCAAAGAGUAAAAAGUAUGAGCAAAAUCGGCCCGAGAGAAAAUUAAAUGAAAAGUGGAAAAUAGGUCGAUCUUGGCUAGUAUUUAGUGACAAUGACACUAUGAAGUGUUCUAUUUGUAUCUCAUAUUUUGAAGGUAAGGUAUCCGAUCCUUCAAAUUUGAGAGGCAAUAACACUUUCAUUUCAGGUUGCACUAACCGUAAGAUCAGUGCUGUUACUGAUCAUGAAAACUCUAAGAGUCACUUGAAAGCUGACUCUUAUUAUAAGUCAAAGUCAAGUUCUUGCGAAGAAGUGUUGCACUCGCCUGCAGGCCAUGCAUUGAUGUCCAUGAAAUCGGCUGAAAGACAUCGACUUGCCUACCUUUUUCGCAAUAUCCAUGCUGUUGCAAAAAAUAAUAGACCUUUAACCGACUAUACCUGGUUAUGUAAGGUAGAUAAAGCAAAAGGUCUAGAUUUAGGCGACACUUAUCUAAACGAAAAAGCUGCCCUGGAUUUUCUUUCUGCCAUUUCAGGUACAACAACAGACAAGACACUGUCAAUUUUGAAGGAGGCCCCAUUCUUCAGUUUUCUAAUGGAUGGAAGCACUGACAUUGCUGGAGACGAACAAGAGUCGCUCUAUGUUAGGAGUGCAGCUAAAGGACGUAUCAUAGAGAGGUUCCUGUGCAUUGGCUCUCCUAAAAGUACCUGUUCUGCAGAUCUGCAAGUAUUUGUUAUGGAGGCCCUCGAUGGCUAUGGGAUUGACAAAGGGAAGCUUGUUGGCAUGGGCAGUGAUGGUGCUUCAAAUAUGGUUGGCUCCAAGACUGGUUUGGCAACUCUGUUGAGGCAGGAUGUCAAUCCAGAAAUGGUCAACAUACAUUGUCUUUGUCACCGACUGGAGCUUAGCUUCAGAGAUGUUGUAAAGGGGUCUAAGCUUUAUGACAAACUUAUGACACUGCUCGUUGGACUGCAUUAUUUUUACAAAAAACAAUACAAAAACAAAAAAGGCCUACUGAGUGCCAUGGAUGCAAGUUCUGUCAAAGGUGUCUUGCCACCUAGGGUUACAGGUACAAGGUGGCUUCCCCACCUCACUCAGGGCAUCACCAGCUUGCUAAAAACAUUCAAGGCUUAUGAGAUGCACCUUUCUACAGCCAGCCAUGAAAAUCCAAAAGCUGAAGGAUUUUAUAAGAUGCUGACAGACAGGAACCUGAUCACUUUUGCCAUUUUCUUAAAGGACACAUUAGACCCAUUGAUGAAACUAUCUCUGCGUCUACAGAAAGAUGAUAUCACCUUGGCAGACAGUCUAUUCUGGAUUGACACCACGGCAAGUCUCAUUGACGACUCAUUUGCAAGAAACAGUGAUCAGCUUACAGAGGUGUUAGAAACCGGGGCUGUAGCUGGAGUGACCUUGAAGGGACAACGUCCAGAAAUGGCUUACAGGGAAACCAUGGUUAAGGGUUUCUCUGAAGCACUAAGAUCACGGUUUUAACUGAAUAGCCCUGAAAAGUCAGUUGUUGAUGCCACAAGAGUUUUGAGUACAAAACACUGGCCUGUUGAUGACGAUGCAGUAUUUAGAGGUUAUGAUGUUGAGAUCUUGGUUGUUUGGUUGAACGUUUAUUCAUGUGUUGCGUUGUUAUUGUUCCUGUUGGAGAAAAUCUGUGUUGAUUCAGUUUUAAUAUUUCUUUCUUUAUUAGUGAUAAACAGUGUUUUAGUUUGUCAAAGUCUGGUCUUGGAUUGGAUUAAUAGAGUUACCAGAGAUAUAAACUAGCUAUUUUUAUUUAGGGGACCAGACUGUUAAAAUAAAUGUUUAACAUUAGGUA